UACGAUGACUUGGUACAUUACGCCGGAAUGGACGGAGGGGUCUCUCUGCCGGCCUUCGGAGACCCUCACUCGGGCAGGGGUCUGCAACACCACGCUUUGAACCAGGGAGGCCCCUAUGGAUCGGCGGGGGUUAACCACCGGCCGGGGAUGCCUCCGGGACUGGGCUCCAACGACGCCUUGAAGAGGGAGAAGGACGAAAUUUACGGGCACCCCUUGUUCCCUCUGCUGGCCCUGGUCUUUGAGAAAUGUGAGCUGGCCACCUGUUCUCCCCGAGACACCUCUGGUUCUUAUCCGGGAGGAGACGUCUGCUCAUCGGAUUCCUUCAAUGAGGACAUCACUGUCUUUGCCAAACAGGUUAGGACAGAAAAACCUUUAUUUUCUUCCAAUCCUGAACUGGAUAAUUUGAUGAUCCAGGCUAUUCAGGUGCUGAGAUUUCAUCUCUUGGAGUUGGAGAAGGUUCAUGACCUCUGCGACAACUUCUGCCACCGCUACAUCACCUGCCUGAAGGGGAAGAUGCCCAUCGACCUGGUCAUCGACGACCGAGACGGAGGAUCCAAGUCAGACCUGGAAGACUUUGGGGGGGCUUGUCUUUCCGACCAGAGCAACUCCUGGAUCCGAGACCACGAUGAGACGGGGUCAACGCCCUCAGGGACGCCGGGACCCUCCAGUGGUGGGAUUGCCUCCCAAAGUGGAGAUAACUGCAGUGACCAAGGGGAUUGCCUGGAUAACAGCGUGGCCUCCCCCAGCACGGGAGAAGACGAUGACCUGGAUCGGGACAAGAAGAGAAACAAGAAACGUGGGAUUUUCCCUAAGGUGGCCACGAAUAUUAUGCGCGCGUGGCUUUUUCAACACUUGUCGCAUCCUUAUCCCUCGGAAGAACAGAAGAAACAGUUAGCCCAGGACACUGGAUUGACAAUUCUGCAAGUCAAUAACUGGUUUAUUAAUGCCCGAAGGCGCAUAGUUCAACCUAUGAUCGACCAAUCAAAUCGCACAGGUCAAGGUACGCCGUAUAGUCCUGACGGGCAGCAAAUGGGAGGCUAUGUAAUGGAUGGGCAACAGCGCAUGACAAUUCAUCCCCCAGGACCAAUGGGAAUGACGAUGGGUAUGGAGGGACAGUGGCACUACAUGUGAUAGUCUGAACUCUCCGUUGACAUCAGAGGGGAAGACUCCAGUUCUAGGCUUGGUGACCUUGGAGAAGACACUUCCUGGUUUACAGGCACAGGAUUCACGGAGC
This is a messenger RNA of Thamnophis elegans (Western terrestrial garter snake), 1234 nucleotides long. RefSeq names its product homeobox protein meis3-like. Gene Ontology annotation, biological process: animal organ morphogenesis; embryonic pattern specification; eye development. Lineage: Eukaryota; Metazoa; Chordata; Lepidosauria; Squamata; Natricidae. The record is from RefSeq and is a predicted model, not a curated record. Gene Ontology annotation, molecular function: DNA-binding transcription activator activity, RNA polymerase II-specific; RNA polymerase II cis-regulatory region sequence-specific DNA binding. The annotation marks the transcript as partial. The transcript has 12 exons.